Molecule: messenger RNA, 237 nt
Organism: Penicillium cosmopolitanum
Lineage: Eukaryota; Fungi; Ascomycota; Eurotiomycetes; Eurotiales; Aspergillaceae
Exons: 2
Coding region: 1-237 (78 amino acids)
Source: RefSeq, a predicted model, not a curated record
AUGGAAGAAAUAUGCAUGGCGGAUCGAAUAUCAGAUUCAAGUUAUGAUGGCAAAGUCGAAGAAGCGAGUGUCGCUAUGAAAAUGGAUGCAAAAUCUAUGAACCAGCUCUCUUCUUCCGGAAAGGCCGCGCAGCAAAAGAGAGGUGGAAAGGCAAUAGCAAGUCUCCAGGCCGCAGCAGAGCAAUUGAAGAAGGACGAAAACAACAGCCAGGGACAAAGUCUAAACCAACCAAGAUAA